Messenger RNA from Amphimedon queenslandica, 646 nucleotides. RefSeq lists its product as uncharacterized. Lineage: Eukaryota; Metazoa; Porifera; Demospongiae; Haplosclerida; Niphatidae. The record is from RefSeq and is a predicted model, not a curated record. The annotation marks the transcript as partial. The transcript has 3 exons.
UUUAAUUACCUGAUCCCUUCAAUGGAUUCACUAGACUCUAGUGUCAUUAUAGCUGGACAGAAGCUCUUUAUCCUACAAAGAGACAGGUCUCACUCAUUCCAGUGGGAGAAAUAUGGAUUCAGAUUAGAGUCUCCUCAAGGAGCAGUGUCCAAGGAUACUGAAGUAGCUGUUAUUGCACUAGCUGGUGGUAAUUUCAAGGUACCCAAAGGUACUGUGCUAGUGAGUGCAGUAUAUGCAAUAUCAGUAUCUAAGGCACUAUUAAAACCACUGGUAAUAGAGCUACAACAUUGUGUGGAUCUAAGGAACACUAGUCAGACUGGCUGCCUCAAGUUUGUCAGAGCUCCACUGAAGUCUCCUAAUGCUUACCAGUUCAGUAUAGUUGAAGAAGGAUCUUUUAGUGUAGGGAACAGAUAUGGCUCUAUUGAACGUGAUGAAUUCUGUGCUUUUGGUAUUGUACAUGUUGGUAAUGGAGACACACCUAAUGGAGGUGGGACUGGAUCAGAGAAUGAUACACAAACUCAAGGAACAAAUAAUGAUAGUGAGGAGGAGACUAAUGGAGACACACCUAAUGAUAGCAGUAAUGGAGCAGGAGAGAAUAGUAGUGGAGGAGGAGCCACUUCAUCAACAAGUACUACACCACCUCAUA